Messenger RNA from Drosophila sulfurigaster albostrigata, 4620 nucleotides. RefSeq lists its product as uncharacterized. Bases 284 to 4375 code for a protein of 1363 amino acids. NCBI's taxonomy places the organism in Eukaryota, Metazoa, Arthropoda, Insecta, Diptera, Drosophilidae. Gene Ontology annotation, cellular component: extracellular region. The record is from RefSeq and is a predicted model, not a curated record. Gene Ontology annotation, molecular function: chitin binding. The transcript has 5 exons.
CAGUUCAGUUCAGUUCAAGUUCGCGUCUCGAGCGGUUAAGUUUUCGAUUUGACGCGUCGAGAUAACCCAGCGUUUCACUCACACACAUAACGCAUUAGCUGCAGGAUCAGCAUUAACACAUAAAGGAUUUACAAGGAUAUACUUAUCUAAGAGGAUAAUGCUUUUGUGCUGCUUCGGUUACUGUGAAGUUGUUUACUAAAAGUGUCUGAAAAUCGAACCAAAAUCUAAUACUAAACUACGAACUAAUUUAUAAUUUAUAAACAUAAACGAAAAUUAAAUAAGCAUGCCCCGAUUACGAUUACGCUUGCUGGCGUGGAUGCCGCUGCUGCUGCUCGUUGCAGGAAGCGCUGCACAAGCCCACUUUGAGGAUGCGGAGAAAGCGAAUGACUACACGGAUCAACAGUUCGAUCUGCGUCACACGAUUCCCGGCGAACCAGGCAUCGAUUAUCCCAUACUGAGUGAGGUGCCCAAGACGAGCUUUGUGUGCAAGGGAAGACAUGAAGGUUACUAUGCGGAUGUGGAGAGUCGUUGCCAGGCAUUCCGCAUCUGCGCCCACACCGCACGCACCCCGCAAGGCUUCGGUUUCCUCUGCCCCAAUGGCACAGUGUUUAGUCAGCAGAAGUUUGUCUGCGACUGGUAUCGCAAUGUGGACUGUGAUCAAUCGGAGCGUUACUACGAUAUGAAUCUCGAUCACAGCGUGGGCAACACCCAGCAGAUGAUGGAACGUGUGCGUCAGAUGAUGGAGUACCCCACCAUGACCAUAACGAAGGCAUUGCAGCAGCAGCAGCAGGCGCCAAGGAACACACAUCAAACGCUGAGCAAGGAUCUGAGCAGCGUGAGUGGCGUUCUCACCCAACCAGCUGCCAUUAACAAUGGCAAGCCGGUCUUGCGUGGCGAGGACAUCAAGAGCGAACCUCUGCCGGCUCCAACACCAGCAGCAGUUGCGCCGCACGAUGACGAUGACAUCUAUGUAAAUAGCCUGGGUGAACUCUCCUCGGAUCCGGGCAUUCAGUUCGAUCACACCAAUGCGCACAUCAUUGCCGAGUAUCCACGUGAGUAUCACUUCCAAAAGCAAAAGAACUUUGCCGAGCGUGUCAAUGCAGGCUUAGAGGAGCUCGAGGACACACCAGCUGGCUCCCAGGAGCAAAUGGCCCCCGAGUACAUCAAGCAGAUACGCAACACCAAGGACGAGGCCACUCAACUUGAUCUGGUAUCGAAUAUCAACAAUCUGCUGGAGGAAGUCUCCACGGACUUGGAUCCCAGCGUGUCGGGCUAUCAGUCGAUGAGUCCGCAGAAGGUGAAGCAACCAUUUAGGUUCCUCAGUCGUGGUUUUGCCACGCAGAACAACGAGAAGGAUGCGGGAAAAGGAAAGUCACACUCAGCCUAUGUUUAUAACAGACCCAAACAGACGCCGGGCACAGUCAGAUUUACGCCCAAUGAGAUACCCAUUGAUGCUCACAAAGACACUGAACACAAGCUCAAAUUCAAUAAUGAAAAAACCACAAGCAGCACCACUUCCACAACCACUGAAGCUGUUCCCAUUGAAGAGGAAGCUUUGUUGAUUGCACCAGAAUUGCCACCAGCAUUCGAGUUGCCGCCAUCUUUGGAAGUGUCGCCGCCUUUCGAAGAUUCGCCAGCUUUCGAAGUGCCACUCGCAUUUGAGUUUGAUUCCACUUCAACCACCAGCACGACAGUUGAGCCACUUGGUCAGCUCAGCUACAGCAGCGAGGAGCCUGUGAUUGAGUCCAUUGGUCAAGCAGCUGCACUGACUGCUGGCCACAAUUUCUAUGAACAAGUGCAGCAGGAGAUUGCAGCACUCGAUCCACAAACUGCAGAGAAGACCGAUGUGCAUCUUCAAGCAGAGAAGCUGCUCUUAGCUGGCGUCAAGCUGACCUCACACGAUGAGGAGACUGCACUGCACACAAAUCGACUAACAGCUGGCAGGCCAGCAACAACAGCAACCACUACCAGUACCACCACUAGAACUACCGCAAGACCCACACCAACCAUGAUGACCUCAACGGAAACUGUCACGGAGAUUAGCAGCACACAGGAGCGCAUUCGUGGCUACAGACGUUUUGCACAGAAACGUGUUGGUAACAGCAAUUCAAUACUGCGUCGCACCACAACUCCAGCAACCAGCAGCAGCAACAAUAACCACAAAAGCAAAACCACCACAAAAACCACGGCCCGCAGCACGACGCCAACUCGCAGCUAUCUGGAACGCUUGGCAGCAAGUCGAUUGCGUUUGUCACGUCUGUCGCUGGCCAGCAAGUCAACAACACCAAGCAGCACAUCAACAGCAACAACAGCAGCUACAACCUCUAUUACCACUCAACGCACAACGGCUUCCCCUUUGUCGGCUGUGCGCGCUGGCGCCGACUUGGGACCCAAUAAGAAGGUAUCCGUGCGUCAUUUGGAUAGGGAGACGGCACAACCAAAAGCCAACUGGGAUACGGUGCAAAGCAACCUGCAACACUUCCAAGUGUCGCGCGGCAAUCGCGUCUACACGCCAGCAACACGUGCCAGCAGCAGCAGCACCACUACCACGAGUAGCAGCCAUCACAGCACCACCAGCAGCAGCAAUCACAUCAGCAGCAGACCAACAAUAGCGGCAACAGCGCAGCGUGGUCGUAAUCGUCAUGUGACGUAUCGCACACAAGCACCCCAGCAACAGCGCACACGCGGCACCACAACAACAACCACACCACGCAGCACAACAACAACUACACAGCGAACAACAGCUUCUGCUGCGUUGUCCACACUGUCACAACAAAUCUCGGCCAUUGCUUCGGGCUACUCUUACACUGCUCCCAACACCCACUUUAAUACACCCACAACAACCCAAACUCAAACUCAGUCACAAUCACACCAACAACAACAACCACAAACACAACAAUCACAACAAACAUUGCCACAACAACUGCAAACAGUGCAAUCCACUUCAAGCCUAUCCCCUUCCUCUGCCUUCCUGCCCUUUGAUAAGCUAACUCGCGCCAUUGUUGAUGAAUCGAUUUUACAGAACUUUAAGAGCAGCCAGCCACAGCGAGGCAGCGCCACUAGCAGCAUCCAGGAACAGCAGCAACAGCGCCAACAGCAGCAGCAAUUGCGCCAACAGCAACGUAACAAGCCAGCAACAACAAGUGUUGCCAGCAACAGCAACAACUACAACUAUGCCAAGCCGGCGGCAGCAGCAGCACCAGCGAUUGCUAGUCUGACCAUACCACAACGACCAGUUUCCCUACAACAGCAACAUCAGCAGCAACAGCAACAGCAACAACUGCCGCAAGUUUUGUUGCCCACGCAGCCAAGCAUUGUGAUUGCUCGCGCCGAGGGACAACGCAUUGCUCCAAACUCUCCAAGCAACAUUAUCAAUUCUCUCGUCAAUCAACCUCAACCAAAAGGCACACCAACCUCUUAUGUGGCACUAAGCGAUUUCUUGAACACUAAAUUUGGCAGCAGCAAUACCGAAGGUGCUACAACUAUGCAGCAACAGCAUGUGCAACAUCAUCAGCAACAACAGCAGCUGCGUCAGUCAGUUAAACAUCAACAUCAACAACAGCAGCAGCAACAACAGCAGCAGCAACAACAGCAGCAGCAACAUCAGCAGCAGCAGCAGCAACAUCAGCAGCAGCAGCAGCAACAUCAACAACAGCAGCAACAGCAUCAACAGCAGCAGCAACAGUUGAACUACAUAACGCAACAAUAUCAACAGCGCCAUCAGCAGACAGUGCCACAAACACAACAAUUGCAACCACAGCAACAACUGCAACACCAACAGCGCUAUCAACAACAGCAACAUUUCCACGUGCAGCAAACACAACAGCAACAAAUCACUUAUCAAACACAAUACCAACGUCCUUAUCAACAGCAGCAACCACAGCAGCCGCAGCCACAACAGCAACAACAGCAGCAACAACAACACUUCCAGCAGCAGCAAGUGCAGCGUCCCUCCAUUCAAUCCAAUCAACAACCUUAUCUGACGCCAAACAUCUUCGUGCCCUACCAGCAACAGCAGCAACAUUUACCCCUCUUCCCACCGCUAGCAGCAGCAGCUGCAGGUAAAUCGUCGCAUCUGACUGUCACACGAGGCCAACAGCAGGCGGAUCACUUGAAUGUGCUAUUGCCGGCAUUGCCCAACGGUCUGAUACCUGCACCAACUUUACAGGUGGCACAAAAGCGUAGCGACCUCAAAGUCAGCGAGUUACAGUUGACCAGCAGCAACAAGGAGAGCGGCAACAACAAGGACAUGGAUCAGGGGCAGGAGAUUGCCUUUUACUCUGGCCGCACAUCUUACCAGGUGCCGCAGAGCAGCGUUGGUCGUUUGCCGAAUGAUGUGACGCAUCUGCGGCGUCUGCGCCAGCGUCGUUAUUAAUGGAUGGAUUAAAGAUUUUAGUUGAAGUUGCAGCGGAUUAGACCCGAGUGAGAUUACUACUAGACGCAUAAGUUAUUAUUUAUAUACUACGCUUAAGUUAAUGCAAUUGUAAAAUAUACAAACUAUCCCUAGUAAUCAUUGGACGUUGUCGUUCCCAUCCCAGAACGAAACUGAGUUGUUUUGUCAAUCUUAAAUUAAUUAAAAUUAUAAAUAAUAUUUAUAAAUAAAACGACGAAUAUUUUGAA